Molecule: messenger RNA, 2001 nt
Organism: Cygnus atratus (black swan)
Lineage: Eukaryota; Metazoa; Chordata; Aves; Anseriformes; Anatidae
Gene: VASH2
Product: vasohibin 2
Exons: 7
Coding region: 1-1095 (364 amino acids)
Biological process (GO): regulation of angiogenesis
Cellular component (GO): cytoplasm
Source: RefSeq, a predicted model, not a curated record
AUGACGGGCACGGCGGGCGGAGGAGGAGGGCGACGCCGGGCGGCCCCGGCUGCGGCGGCGGCGGCGGGCGGGGGCCGUUCCCGGAGCGCACAGCCGCGGGCGGAGGGCGGCGGCGGCAGCGGCAGCGGCGGCUCGGAGGAGGAGGACCCGCCGCGGGACGGCGGCGUGCUGUUCCUCGUCAACCGCAGCGGCUUCCCGCUGGACGGGCAGACGUGGGAGCGCAUGUGGGGACACGUGGAGCGGGUGCACCCCGACGGCAGCGCCGUGGCCGCGGCCAUCCGCAGCGCCGCCAGGCUGGCCCGGCCCUCGGUGCCGCCGGUGCCGAACUACAAGCUCUCCAUGUCUAUCCCAGAAUGGCUCCAGGCAAUACAGACCUACAUGAAGAUGCUGCAAUACAAUCACACAGGAACUCAGUUCUUCGAGAUUAGGAAAAGCAGACCUCUAAGUGGGUUAAUGGAGACAGCAAGAGAAAUGACCAGGGAGUCCCUACCCAUCAAAUGCCUUGAAGCAGUUAUCCUGGGGAUAUACCUGACGAACGGGCAGCCCUCGGUGGAGCGAUUCCCCAUCAGCUUUAAAACCCACUUCUCAGGGAACUAUUUUCAUCACGUGGUGCUUGGGAUUUACUGCAAUGGCCGGUACGGCUCGCUGGGCAUGAGCAGACGAUCAGAUCUGAUGGACAAACCUCUGACGUACCGAACUCUGAGCGACCUCAUCUUUGAAUUUGAAGACUCCUAUAAAAAGUACUUGCAUUCGGUCAAAAAAGUAAAGAUCGGAUUGUAUGUCCCGCACGAGCCGCACAGCUUUCAGCCCAUUGAGUGGAAACAGCUGGUCCUUAACGUCUCCAAAAUGACGCGCACAGAAGUCAGGAAGGAGCUGGAGAAGUUUGCCAGGGAUAUGAGAAUGAAGAUUCUGAAACCCUCAAGUGCCCAUUCUCCAGCAAAAGAGAGGUCACGGGGUAAGUCGUUGUCCCCUCGCCGCAGGCAAGCCACCAGCCCUCAGAGACGAGUGUGCCGGAGAGACAAAUCGCCAGCGGUGGUGGACAAGAAGGGAGACCUGGCUACGCUCAACGAGGUGGGCUACCAGCUCCGCAUCUAACAAAGCCAUAGGCUGGACAGAGAGAGGGCUUCCUUGGUGCUUCCCGCUGCACUUUACCUGCACUCCAGUGGAAGGAAAAAGGAAUGGGACUAUUUAUUAACUCGUGGAUGUUUAAAAUAAAAGUGUUACCUAGGAAAUAGAACGGGGGGAUUUUUAUUUUUAUUUUCGUGGCAGUAUUUAUUUUCAUUUGACUCAUGGAAAAGGCAUCAGUGAAGAGAACCUCAAGUUGCUUGCCAGGAUGUGAGGUCCUUUUCACUCUAUCCUGUGGGAGGUAAUUCCAGUGGUAAGCGAGUUUCUACACGUAGAGUUUUGCUGUACAAGUAUUAAUUGAAUUUGGACAAUGUGCUGGGUAGUAGCUUUGGGACGACUACAAAAUCAAACACAGUCUUAAGAUGUGCUGGGGUGCAGUGUUUAAAAAAAAAUCACAGUAUUAAUAUUUAAUUCAGCAAUAAAAACAAGCAGUGCAGAAGUGGCAUGAGUUUUUAAAUUGUCAACAUUACCUCACUAAACUUAAUAGAUAUGCAAAACUGUCAGUAUUACUGUUUUGUAAUGAAUUUGUACCGUUUCCCAGCAGUUCUGGUAGUAUUGAAACAGCACUGGAUGUGCUCUGCCACCUGUAUUAUUGUUUUGUGCAUGUUGCUGAAAGAUGUUAGGUAAUAGUAAUAUGCAAGUGUAUUCUUAAACACUGACAUCUUCAGAAAAAAAAGUUUUUUUUAAAUGACAGUAGUUGAAUAAUGCAUUUCUAAACUUUAAUAAUUUUUUAUACUUUGUCACAAGCUUUUAGUCUUUCCAGACUACACUGCUGAAGCACAAAAACUAGAGAUUGCUAUUUUAGAGAGACAAGUGUUCAUGUACUAGUUUGUUUCUUGUAUAUGUUCUUGGAAUAAUAGAGAAAAUGUCAGAAUU